Encephalitozoon cuniculi GB-M1 is the source of this 663-nucleotide messenger RNA. RefSeq lists its product as uncharacterized. The transcript has a single exon. The record is from RefSeq and is marked provisional. Gene Ontology annotation, molecular function: pentosyltransferase activity. NCBI's taxonomy places the organism in Eukaryota, Fungi, Microsporidia, Unikaryonidae. Gene Ontology annotation, biological process: tRNA modification. The coding region runs from base 1 to 663 and encodes 220 amino acids.
AUGGUGCCCUCGUACUUCAUAUCGACAAGGUCCUGUGUGGUCCCGCAUGUGGUGGACGCUCAGUCCGUGCCUUCUACAAAUAAGAAUAUAAAGAUAUAUGCCGAUGAUAUUUUGUACAAGGAUUCUCCCUAUGACGAGGGAUUUGAUCUGUCUCUGAAGGACUUCUGUGCGAUUUCCGGGAUCAAGACAUGCCUUGGGUUUAGGAACAAGCCUAGUAUCCUAGUUUCAAAGAAAGGGCACUACAAGCUUAAGGCCCAGAGAUACAAAGAACUCCUUGAGGUUCUAAGGCCAGAUUAUUAUGCAGACUUCAAGACCGGCAAGAUCACUGUGGAGAGAGAUGAGCUGAUAGAGCCCAAGGAUGUCAGGGACCUUGUGGAAUGGUUGAGCAAAGGCCAUCUGCUGUUUGGAACGGAGUUCAUUAAUGACCUUGUCUCGCAGGGGACGAUGCUGAAGCUCAGUGGAUGCAGGCUUGAAGUGUGUGGGAUAUUUGACUGCAAGUGCUGUGGAAGCCUGUCUCCUGGAUAUCUGGAGUACCUCUGGAGCAUCAAGGAAAUGAGUGCAUUCACAUAUCUUGCAAUACAUAAUUACAAUACUCUCGACAGGAUGUUUGAGGCCCUGGGACGUGGCGAGUUAUGCCCUGGAGAGAUAGAGAUUGGAUCAUAA